UAUUCACCGGUGAAUGGUGACUGCUUGAGCAAGACAAGCCCCUCUGUCCUCCCUCGGGUAAACAGUUACGGUACCACGGUGCUGCGUGGGACCACCAGCGUUACUGUCACAGCGGGUCAGCGUAUUGAAAGUCGUUGCUUUUAGAGAUGAGUUUGUUUUUUUUAACUGUUUACAGUAUGACCGAGAGAAUACUGUAGUAGACUCGGUUAACGAAGAAAUCAAUACACCACACAGCCGAAGAGAAAGGAGUUGCCUUUUGGGAUCAGUUUAUCAUCUCUAUAAUAUUGUUCAUUCCACAAUAGGAAGGAUGAAUACCAGCGAUGCCAAGGAAUACCUCACACGAAGAGAGAUCCCUCAGCUGUUUGAGAGCCUGCUGACUGGAUUAAUGUACUACAGACCCGAUGACCCAGUUGAGUAUAUGGAAAGCUGUCUGAAGAAGGUGAGGGACCUCGGAGGAACAGAGAAGGUGAGAUGGGACACAUUCGUCAGCCAGGAGAAAAAAUCAUUAGCUCCACUCAAUGGAGGACAAUCCAGGAGAUCUUUCUUCAGAAAUGUGUUGCCAGAUAGCUCUAAUUUUCCUUACCGGAGAUAUGAUCGGUUGCCUCCAAUCCAUCAGUUCUCUAUUGAGAGUGACUCCGACCUGUCUGAGACUGCCGAGCUGAUUGAGGAAUAUGAAGUGUUUGACCCAACGAGACCACGUCCCAAGAUAAUCCUUGUUAUUGGUGGGCCAGGCAGUGGCAAGGGGACCCAGAGCCUAAAGAUUGCAGAGCGCUAUGGGUUUGAAUAUAUUUCUGUCGGGGAACUUCUGAGAAACAAGAUGUUCCACAAUGCCACCAGCAACAGGAAAUGGAGCUUAAUUGCAAAAAUAAUUACAAACGGAGAAUUAGCACCACAGGAAACAACUAUUACAGAGAUAAAACAGAAACUGAUGCAGAUUCCUGAUGCCCCCGGGAUUAUUAUUGAUGGAUUUCCUAGAGAUGUUGCCCAAGCACUAUCUUUUGAAGACCAGAUCUGCACCCCGGAUCUGGUGGUGUUCCUGGCCUGUGUCAAUAACCGGCUGAAGGAGCGACUGGAGAGGAGGGCGGAGCAGCAGGGGAGGCCUGAUGACAACCCCAAAGCCACUGAACGCCGCCUGGCCAACUUCAAGCAAAACGCCAUCCCUCUGGUGAAGUACUUCCAGGAAAAGGGCCUGAUUGUCACGCUAGAUGCUGACAGAGAUGAAGAAGAAGUAUUCUAUGAUAUAAGCGUAACCGUUGACAACAAGCUGUUUCCCACCAAAGAACCUGUGGCAGGCCCCAGUGAGCUUGACCUGAGUUUGCUUGUAGAUUCUGCAGACAUGGGCUCAGACUUUGAAGAACAGGCUGAAGACCAGGCAACAAUAUAUGGAGAUUUUAACUUGGAAGAGGAACUGAAGAAAUUAAAGAUAAUCUUUGUGCUUGGUGGGCCUGGCUCUGGGAAAGGAACACAGUGUGAAAAGAUAGAGGAGAAGUACGGUUUCACUCACCUCUCCACCGGAGAUCUCCUCCGCAAUGAGCUGCUCUCAGACACGGAGAGGAGCAGAUUCAUCAAAGACGUCCUGGAGCGUGGAGAGCUUGUACCCAUGGAGAUGGUGCUGGAGCUGGUGAAAGAAGCCAUGGCUGCCAGUUUGGACGGCACGAAGGGGUUUCUGAUUGAUGGUUUCCCGCGAGAUGUGAGACAGGGAGAAGAAUUCGAACUGAAGAUAGCAGAGCCAAGCCUGGUGCUUUUCAUGGACUGUUCCACAGAGACAAUGACUAAGCGCCUGCAGCGGAGGUACCAAGCCAGCCCAAGCAGUGACAGCUGCAGGGACACCAUCCGCAAGAGGGUGGACACCUUCCGCCAAACUACAGGGACCGUCGUUACCCACUAUGAGAGCAGGAGACUGUCACACACGAUAGAUGCAGAAAAAACUCCUGCUGAAGUCUUCCUGCAGGUGUGCACAGCGAUAAAUUCUGUUUUCUGAGGCAGCCCAGGGAUCACGCCAUCCCUUCCAUGAACAGCGUUUUCAAGCCGCUCUGGGUUCACAUGCACCCCACAAGUCACAGCAGCUCUCCUCAACAUUCUAUCAGUAGAAGCCUGGGACAUCUUUUGGCAGUAAUGCAUGUUGAGUUCACAUCUUGGAAACUGUUGAUAAAUGUUCUAACAAUGACUACAAAAAAAAAAAAGUAUUACACCAUUGUGUUGCAAAAUUCAGAUUAGAAGUGUACCCUGAAUAUAGCUUGCACAUAUAUUCACCAUCCAACUCAAGCCUACUAAAAAAAAUUAAAAAGUCUCAUUGUAAAUAAUUAUACAGCCAAGUUUUUGUUUUUUUUUGAAAACUGAAUGUAAAUGGUGUGAAGUAGUAUUUUCCAUUGACAGGAAACAUAAUUACCAGGGAAAGGAGUGUAAGUGUUAGUAGAGAUCUAAAGUGAUUUUAACAAAUAUAUUCAGAAAGAUCCCUAAACAAGCUCACUUCGCUCACAUUGUUACUGACAAAAUCUACACUCGGUAUAGUCUUUAUACACUAUAAACUUAUACAAGUCAUACUCCUCUAAUAAAAGUAUUUAUAAUGGUUAUAUUAACAACACAAUUGCUAAUGUAGCACUUAUAGCAGUCAUGUUGAAAAGGGAACAGGAUUCCUUACUGAUUGAAAAAUACCAAAAAAAAAAAAAAAAGGUAGUGUUAAUCAACCUUUGGGUUGGUACUUCAUCUGUGCAAACGAGUUGCAUUGUUCAGAUUCCUUAGCGUAUUUAUUAACACACAGGCUUAUUUUCAAAUGCCUCCUAUGCUGUGGAAGACUGUUUUGGAGGGGGUACAUAGGUUAGUACUGUAAUCUUGUUCCUCACUUAAGUGUGUGCGAUCUGUACCAUCAUGUAAAGCUGACAGACCCUGCGUGUGCUCUCCUGUCUGAAGGAUGGCAUCUCUAACACAACCAGACUGCUGUGCCGGCUGAGUAUUCCCAGGGUUCCCUGGAUUCAGCAUGCAGCUCAUCAUUCUGAUAAGCAGAGAAAUCAAAUCUCCCUACCAAUGGCUAUGUAUCUUGAUCCCAAUUAUGUAAUUCUGCAUGCUCAUUAUACCUAGUUACUCUUCUAGAAAACAUACACCUUAUGUUUGCAUGUAGUACUUUGCAGAUUCACUGCUUAUCAGCCUGAAUGGAAACUAGUACGCAUUUCAUAUUCAUUGUUGCAGAUUUAAAAAUAAUAAAAAAAAUGUCUGCUCUUGAAGCACUCUUUAUUUGUUACAUCCAAACAUACCAGUACACUAGAAUUUUCUUCC
Acipenser ruthenus (sterlet) is the source of this 3273-nucleotide messenger RNA. RefSeq names its product adenylate kinase isoenzyme 5-like. The record is from RefSeq and is a predicted model, not a curated record. Gene Ontology annotation, molecular function: nucleoside diphosphate kinase activity; ATP binding. Lineage: Eukaryota; Metazoa; Chordata; Actinopteri; Acipenseriformes; Acipenseridae. The transcript is spliced from 14 exons. The coding region runs from base 308 to 1981 and encodes 557 amino acids. Gene Ontology annotation, biological process: nucleoside triphosphate biosynthetic process. Gene Ontology annotation, cellular component: cytosol; cytoplasm.